Molecule: messenger RNA, 855 nt
Organism: Closterium sp. NIES-67
Lineage: Eukaryota; Viridiplantae; Streptophyta; Zygnematophyceae; Desmidiales; Closteriaceae
Source: the annotation of a GenBank genome assembly
UUCCCAUUUUCAACGUAAACCACGCAAACCUGCUCUCGCCUUCCAGACUCACUACACUUUUCAAAUCUCUAUGGGCGGAAUGGCUUCGAAUCUCUUUCUCGCUGCCGUGGUCCUCUUAUCAUUUGGCGUCGCUGCUAGUGCCGAUGAACGCUGCACCCCAGCACAGCUCAAAAAGUGCGAUUUCAUCGUGAAGGGCAGUGCGGGCGCCGUCCCCACAGUGAAAGUCGAGGCCGUGAGCGGCAAUCGAAUCCUCUCUAGCGCGCCCAUAGUGCACAAGAGCGGCCAGGCGGUGAUGGGUGCUUACUCUUCGUUCUGCACAUUCCUGAACGAGAAGAAGCCGACGGGCGCAUGCGGCAACUACUUUUUCUUCAUGAGUGGCAACAACCAGUGGAGCAAGCCGAACCUCCUCGGUAGCCGCAUGAUCCCCAAGGAACUCGCGUCCGGCUUUAAGAACAAGUGCGUGCAAGUGAGGAUCGACGGCGUGCAGCUGAGCCAGACAGGCUGGCUCAACAACGGCGACGGCAAAAAGGGUUUCCCACAGGCGCGCCGCUGCGUCAUCUUCAACACAGCAUAGCGCGAACAAACCGUGGAAUGCUCAUUAUGCGUCUUCCUUAUGCGGUUCUUCAAGAUUGAGUUCCUCAGAAAAAAUGCAGUCGGCUCACGUAAUCCUCUUUAGGUUCUCAUGGCGCUAUAUCCCCAAAUACAAGACUAUGUAGCAUAGGGCUUUGAUUAUUAGCUCUUUGUUCACCAUCAUGCAAGUUAAUGGGAUUAUGAUCAUAGAUGGCGAUCUAGAAACCGAUCAAAAAGACCAAAACGUCGUAGGAAAGUCGUUGAAAAUGAAAGAAGUGUAGAUAC